Molecule: messenger RNA, 873 nt
Organism: Adineta steineri
Lineage: Eukaryota; Metazoa; Rotifera; Eurotatoria; Adinetida; Adinetidae
Source: the annotation of a GenBank genome assembly
AUGGCAUCGAAAUCAGUAGAUAAGACGACACUUCGUCAACUAAUGAAACAAGAGAAACAAAAAAGAAUCGAUUCACCACUUGCAAAAUACACAAAUACAGGUCAACUCUGUUGUGCACUAUGUAAUCAACAAUUAACCAGUGAAACAUUUUGGAAAGCUCAUAUCAAUGGACGAGAACAUAAACAAAAACUCCUAGAAUUAAAAUCAAAUAUUAAACAAACUAACUCUGAUUCAGUCUUUACUAAACCAUUUCCACCUCCUCCAUUACCCAAUCAACAACAACAACAACGAGGUAUAAAACGUCCUCAUGAAGUAGAUUCAAACGAUCAUGUAAUUGUUGGUAAACCGUCAGCUACUGUUCCAACAAUUUCAAAUUCAGCAUUACCUGCUGAUUUUUUCGAUAGUGAAUCAUCGAAGCCACAAAUCGAAACAAAUAAACCUGUUAUAAUAACUUCACAACCAACAACAAAUAUUGUAACAGCAUCAACUGAAAAAUCUUCGGCUAUACCCGAAGGAUUUUUCGAUAAUCCAGAAUUAGAUGCUCGUAUGAGAAAAGUUGAAUAUGUUGAUAAAAUGGAAAUUGAAUGGGAUACAUUCACACGUGAAAUGAAACAAGAAACAAAUAUAUCAGACAAAUUAGAAGCAAAUGAUGAUAUUGAUCGUGAUGUUGAAAGAGAAAUAGUAGAAACAGAUGAAUUAAUUACACGAUGGCAAAAAAUUGAAGAAAUGCAUGAUGUUAAAGAUAAUCGAUUUAAAGUAGUAAAAAAAUCACAAAAGCAAAUUAAAAAAGAAAUGGAAGAUGAUGAUGAUAAUGAGGAAGAUUUAGAACAAGAAUUACAAAAUAUGUAUAAUUGGCGACAAAAACGUUCAUAA